Molecule: messenger RNA, 2894 nt
Organism: Telopea speciosissima
Lineage: Eukaryota; Viridiplantae; Streptophyta; Magnoliopsida; Proteales; Proteaceae
Product: kinesin-like protein KIN-8A
Exons: 7
Coding region: 258-2669 (803 amino acids)
Biological process (GO): microtubule-based movement
Molecular function (GO): microtubule binding; ATP binding; microtubule motor activity
Source: RefSeq, a predicted model, not a curated record
CCUCUUCUUUUCACCUGUUUGAUCGCCGGUGCUGCUUUAGCUACUACUGCAAGUGCCAGGUUCUUCUUUGACAUCUCAAAAUCAAACUACUUGACGAGAUUUUCUGUUUUUCACCGGAGAGAUCUUUCAUUUCACAGCAUUUUUGACUAUUUUGGCCAUCUGGGUCUUGAGCAGAAAUCCAUGGCUUCCGUUGCAGGGCAUGUUUGAAUAGAUAGCUUUAUUUUGCCUUCAUUGGUCUUUCUUUAGUUUCUUCUAGAAUGCCCGUUUCUACACGUUCGCAGGUCUUCAGCACCGAAGAUGACUCGACUGCAACAACCCAGCGAGUACGAUCCAGGACCCUUCAAGAAGAUCCACAACUUGCUCCAUCUCCACUGAGAAACCCACAUCACAGGUUGAAGGAGAAGAUGAAAGCUCUUACACUUUUGUACGAGCAGCAGAAAGCGGCUGCUGCUUCACAGAAGACCCAUUCUGCGAGAACCGAAGACAAGCGUUUCUUGACCCAAGCAAGCGUCGAACUCUCUGGUUCUGGUAAAGGAGAAGACGAUAAAGAGCAGAAAGAAAAGAAACCUUGUUCGGCAAUGAGAGAGAACAUAUUACUACCCAAUUCCAUCGUCACAAGGACCUUCGUGUUGCCACCGCCGAAUGUCUCCAACAUCUCUGAAGAUUCCAAGGAGAAUAUGGUGAUGGGUGGUACUGAUCGGAUUGUAGGGUUUACUUGCCCUAGGAAAGAGACGGAUUCGACUACUAAAGUGGUGAGAAAGCUUUCCAUGGGAGCUUUGGGUCCUCAAUCGGAACCGAGAGACCUUGGAGGGACUAAAACUGUGCCAGAAUUGGAGACCAUUUCGGAGAAAUCUGGGGUUGGUAGCCGUAUUCUUGUUUUUGUUAGGCUUAGGCCCAUGGCCAAGAAAGAGAAAGAAGCUGGGUCACGGUGCUGUGUUCGGAUUGUUAACCAGAGGGAUAUUUAUCUCACGGAAUUCGCAUCGGAGAUGGAUUACCUCCGGUUGAAGAGACUCAGGGGACGCCAUUUUACCUUUGAUGCUUCAUUCCCAGAUUCUACCACCCAACAAGGAGUUUACUCUACAACGACAGCUGAGCUUGUUGAAGCAGUGCUACAAGGGAGGAACGGGUCAGUGUUCUGCUAUGGAGCCACAGGAGCUGGAAAGACUUACACUAUGCUUGGGACAGUUGAGAACCCAGGGGUGAUGGUUUUGGCAAUUAAGGACCUUUUUGCUAAGAUUCGUCAAAGGAGUUGUGAUGGUAACCAUGUGGUUCAACUUUCUUACCUUGAGGUCUAUAAUGAAACAGUCAGGGAUCUGCUCUCCCCUGGAAGGCCUUUGGUUCUCAGGGAAGAUAAGCAGGGGAUUGUGGCAGCAGGACUCACUCAAUACCGAGCCUACUCAACAGAUGAGGUAAUGGCAUUGCUCCAACGUGGAAACCAAAACCGAACCACUGAACCAACUCGAGUGAACGAGACUUCUUCUCGUUCUCAUGCUAUCCUGCAGGUCAUGGUUGAAUACAGAGUGAAAGAUGCUGCCAUGAACGUUGUCAACAGAGUGGGAAAGCUUUCGUUGAUUGAUCUUGCUGGAUCAGAGAGAGCCCUUGCAACUGAUCAGAGAACACUGAGGUCACUUGAGGGUGCAAACAUAAAUCGUUCUCUUCUUGCACUUAGCAGCUGCAUCAAUGCCCUUGUUGAAGGCAAGAAACACAUCCCUUAUCGUAAUUCUAAGCUUACCCAACUCCUCAAGGACUCUUUAGGGGGAUCAUGCAACACUGUCAUGAUUGCCAAUAUAAGCCCAAGCAAUCUUUCAUUUGGUGAGACACAGAACACCCUUCACUGGGCUGAUCGUGCCAAGGAGAUUCGAACAAAGGCAUGUCAAGCAAACGAAGAGCCACUUCAAGUACCAGAAUCUGAGACUGAUCAGGCCAAGCUUAUACUUCAAUUACAGAAAGAGAAUCGUGAGCUGAGAGUACUACUGGCACGCCAACAACAGAAGCUACUAGCUGCCCAAGCACAGUCCUUGGCAGUAAAUUCCUCUCCAACUCCCUCAUCAGUCACCUCACUUCUCUCUCCUCCACCAUCUUCAGGGCAACCAAAUGAGAAACGACGACCCAGAUCCUCCAUCUUAGCAGGGAACUGCUUCAAUACCCCAGUGUCUAAAAAGAAAGGAGCUGAUGAGCCAGUCCGAGAGCUCCGGAAGACUGUGAAGGCAUUGGAGUCUGAGUUGGAGAGAAUAAAGAAGGAGCACCUGCUACAGCUAAAGCAGAAAGAUAAUUUCAUCCACGAGCUGUCACGUAAGUGCAUACAUUCACCACAUGGAACAGGAGUAGCUGGAACCAGGAGGGUAGUGACAAGGGCCAGCUUGAAACCAAAAGAAUCAAAUGAAGGUGAGUUAAAGAGCCCAAAUCACCGUUUUCUAUCGCCAGCACCAGCGGCUAAGAAACGAAGCUUCUGGGAUAUAACCACCGCCAACAGCCCAUCAGUUACAAAGUUGAACAGCAGAAAAACUAGAAGCCAUAUUGCCAGUGGACCUCCACCAGCAGCUCCUUCCAUGCUUCUCCAGCUUGCGUAUCCAUGUUUCUGCUUUCUUUUGAUGUUUGGACCGCAUGUCAUCAAUUGCGUCCUUCAGCCAGGAUUUGCUCGCCAAUUGCCCGAACCUCCAAAGCGAUAAAAGAUGGCGAAGAGGAAGAUGACCAGUGUUUUUAUUUUGUUUUCCUCCUCUUCAUGCUCUCUCUGCACAAGCUGGUGGUCUCAGAUGGGAAAGGAGACGAUUUGCUGGCUGCUCACCUUUGUAUUUGUAAUUUGUAAAUCCAAGAAGCCAAAAAGGGUGCUUAUUUAUCAUUAUUUUUGUGUAAUUGUUUCUCAUUUCAAUGCAAACUGCAAAGUGCCAUUCCAU